CAAUCACAGACCGACGGAACCGGUGUAACGGCACCUCUGGGCAACGAAAAUCCUGUAAUGCUUGUGGUGAACAUCAAGAAAAGAGUUUUCACCGGGGGAAACCCUGAACCUUUAUUAGCCAAUACAAGCUUCUCUCCAGUUUUCUGAUCACAUUCAUUUAUAGACAGAGUAGGAUACAGGCAAUGAUUGACUGGUGAAUUUAGUGAUGUGACAAUUGACGGACAUUGCAAGUGGACAGAGAACCACUCUACACCACUCUCUCUGACAUCAGACAAUGUUCCCAAUGUUCAGCCUUAGUGGCCAUUCAUCAAUGUGUUCUUCUGAUGACCCACGGGUUUCCCACAAAUCAAAUACAGAGUGACUUAUUUCUCAGCUCAUUCUCAGUCUACCUUCAACCCCAUUUUCAACUCAGGCAACACUGACUAUCAUCUCUCAUUUGAACUGCUGACUCUUAUUUUGAUCAAUAUCCCAACACGCCUCAUGGUUCUGUUACCUUCUGUUCCUUGUGACUUCCAAAUUGAGUUUGUAAUUACCACAGCAUAUACUGUUAACAUGGGAAGUGCAACAUGAGUGCCACUGAAAAUAUUCUAAACAUCUACAGCUGACAUAGAAUUACAAACAAACAGCUUUCCAAUGGUCCUCGUGCUACUGGAGUGCUUUCACCUAUUACCACCUAGAAUAAAUAUUAGUGAAGAGCCAGACACCAUACCAAACACGACAUUCCACGUGCGGCAGCUGACAAUUUCAGUUCAAACUUCUUACUCAACAUUACCACCGGUUGGCUUUGGUCUGUCACACAUGCACAAUAGUCCUGAGUUUGCUGGCUGAUCCUCACUGCCAGUUUCCAGCUGUUGGCUGGCACUGGACCCCUCAAGGAGCCUGGCAGUGAAGGGUGAAGCUGCUGCGGUUCGCCAGGGAUUACCCUGGCAAAAAAUCAACAGUGAACCGGCCAUAGUUUCACCUCGUCAUAGUCAUCAAACCCUACAGUAUAGCAACAGGCUCUUCUGCCCAACUAGCCCACACCGACCUAUUCCCUGCUUAGUCCCAUUGAUCUGAACCCGGACUGGAAGCAUCCAAAACUCCCCCAUUGAAUGAACUUAUCCAAACUGAUCUUAAAUAAUCAACUCGAAUGUACAUCGACUAAUUAAGAUGGCAGCACGUUCCGCGCUCUUCAGCAACCUCUGAGUGAACAAGUUCUCCCUCAUAUUGCCUUUCACCUGUUAUCAUUACCCUAUGAUCUCUAAUUUUUGUCCCACACAACCUCAGUAAUAAAUGCAUUUUCGCACUAACUCUCUCUAUACCCUUUAUAAACGUGUCUGCCUCAUUCACAUCUCUCAUGGUCCUCCUACACUGUAUGGUGUAAUGUCCUAACCUAUUCACACUUUCUCUAUAUCUUAGAUCCUCAAGUCGUGGCAACAAUCUGUAUUUUAUUCUGCAUUCGUUCAAUCUUAUUGACAUCCUUCCAGGAGAGCGUGACUGAGCUCGCGGAGAAGGGAAACCGAGCGGGCGCUUCCAAACUCCUCCUGGAUCUGGUGAUGGAGAGGGGCUCCGGGGCCCGGAAGGUGAUGUGGGAAUCCUUUGUGAAACUACAUCACCACUUACCGAAGCUGAGCAGAAUAUUGAAUGAAAUACGGGAACGUGGUGACGGCCAGUUCGCCUACAUGGACACUGAGCGGGGUUUAUCUGAAGUGCCCACGCAUCUGGAAGAUGUUCGAAGGAAACACAUGGAGAAUCUGCGGACACAGUCUGAAAAACUAAGAGUGAACACGAUCCUGAUGAGGGAGAAGGUGAAGGUUUUCCAGCUGGUUGAUCGAUACGCUGAGCUCACGGUCAUUUCUACUGUUCGAGAUCGGACACUGGUGGAACAUGAGCUGCUGGCAAGAGGCAGAGACCACGAGGAAUGGAGAGAAAAAGAUCUCCGUGGUAAGCUGGAAAAAAUCCGGACUGAUCAGUUAUUCAGGAAGAGUUUUGUUGAGAAAUUGAAAAGAUCUAUCUUUAGAAACAAAUCAGGGAUGUCCGCAGCAGUGGCCGGAGUCCCAGGGAUCGGGAAAACAACAAUGGUACAAAAGAUUGUUUAUGACUGGGCCGCGAUGAAGAUAUACCAACAAUUCCAGUUUGUCUUCAGUUUCAAAUUCCGGGAUUUAAACUCCAUUAACUGCAGAAUAAACCUGAAGGAACUGAUUCUGCAUCAGUAUCCCUACUUUGGGAAUAUCCUGGGAGAGGUCUGGAAACACACAGAGGGACUGCUGUUCAUAUUCGAUGGAUUGGAUGAAUUCAAGGACAAAAUCAACUUUGUUGAUGGUCGGAGAGACACAGAAUCACAGUACACAGAUCCUGAAUUCAAGUGCAAGGUGUCUGAUAUUGUGUACAGUUUAAUCCAGGGCAAGCUGCUCCCAGGGUGUUCAGUGCUGGUGACCACCCGUCCCACUGCGUUACAUUUAUUGGAAAAGGCAGAGAUCAGUAUCUGGGCUGAAAUCCUGGGAUUUGUUGGUGAGGAACGGAAGGAAUAUUUCAUCAGGUAUUUUGAAGAUCAGACGGUGGCAGAAGCUGUUUUCAAACACGUGGAGGAGAACGAGAUCCUGUACACCAUGAGCUACAACCCUUCCUACUGCUGGAGCCUCGCUCUGGCACUGGGCCCCUUCUUAACCCAAAGAGUCAGGGACCCACAGCGAGUUCCCAAAACCAUCACCCAACUGUACUCCUACUAUAUUUACAACAUCCUGAAAAACCACGGCCGUGAGAUUGAGAACCCACGUGAUGUGUUACUCAGGGUUGGUCAGAUGGCCUUCAGAGGAGUGUCUGAGAAGAAGAUUGUGUUUACAGAUGGAGAUUUGAUAAACUACAAUCUGCAGCCUUCCCAGUUCCUGUCCGGUUUCCUGAUGGAGCUUUUGGAGAGAGAAGAUUCUGCCCAGAGCGUGGUGUACACAUUCCCACACCUCACCAUCCAAGAGUUUGUAGCUGCAGUCGCACAAUUCCUGAAUCCACAUUCCGGGGAUAUCCUGAAAUUUCUCACUGAAGUCCACAGCACGACAGAUGGGCGAUUUGAGAUAUUUCUCCGUUUUGUUGCUGGCCUCUCCUCCCCAAUGACAGCUCGGGGCCUGGAGGAGUUUCUGGGUCCAUUUCCUCAUCAAACAACAUGCCGGGUGAUUGACUGGGUGAAGGUGGAGGUUAAACGGCAGAGUGGAAACACAUGGUGUGAAGCUGGUAAAAGGAGCCUCCUGAACACUUUGCACUACCUGUUUGAGUCUCAGAAUCGUGGACUGGCUCAGGACGCACUGGGAUCUGUGGAAAGACUUUCAUUCAGUGGAAUGACACUGACUCCGAUUGACUGCGCGGUCCUGUCUCAUGUAAUCGGACUCUGUGAUACAAUAAAAUACCUUGACUUGGAGAGAUGCAACAUGCAGUGUGAAGGAAUCCAGCGGCUGGGACCCAGGCUGCACAAGUGCCAGGAGUUGAGACUGAACGAUAAUAAACUGGGAGAUUCAGGAGUGAAACUGGUGUCUGCGGCUCUGAGGAACACGGAGUGUAAAAUACAGACACUCGGGCUGGAGAAUGUCGGUCUCACAGAUUCUGGUGCCGAGAACGUCGUCUCCGCUCUCAGUACAAACCCAUCACUGACGGAUCUGAACCUGAGAUACAACUCUCUGACAGACGGAUCUGUCCCCGCUCUCCGCGGCCUCAUACAGACCCUCCCGAGUCUGGAGCUGAUCGAGCUGGGGGAGAAUCGGUUCAGUCGGACCGGGAAGAAGGAACUGAGAUCUCUGCAGGAACUCAGACCAGGACUGACAGUGACCCUGUCAUAUAAGACCCGGAGUGGGGAUCCAGUGAACAUCUGAAUGUGUGAACAUCCCCGCCCGCGGGUUGGGGACAUUUUGCCGACUCCCCGCCCUCCACUUUAACUCCCGCCCUUACCUUUAACGGCCGCGCACCGGGGCUGAUACCCAACGGUUUUAACUGAACCGGCUCGGGCCUCGCGCUGCGUGUCGCUCUGAGCCGUCCCGCAGUGACGUGUUUCCGCCUGUUGUCCGGCGGGGCAGGUUCCGCCGGAUGAGCGUGUUCGAGACUCCCACGUGACACGCCGGGGAAUUACCCAGACAGCCCGGGCGUCCGGGGCUCAGUCUGGAACACCGGUAUCCCGGGAGAGAAUCCAUUUGCUCCCUUUGAAACUAACACCACAUGUCCCAGCACACACACCCGGGGUCAGACACAGAGUGAAUCUCCCUCCACAUCGUCCCAUCACACAUUUGCAAUGCCAAACACACUAUGAAGCUCCGUCUGCACCGUUCCAUCACUCAAUUAAUCCCACCCUGGAAAAUCUCAUUUCAGGGAAGCAGGCACCAUCAAUUUGCGGGAGACUCCCGGAACUCCCUGGAGAGGUGGGAUGUCUGCAGUAGAGUAGCCCCUUAGCGGCCAGCCAACUAGUUUAAAUUGUGAUAGGUUCAUGAAAAUUAUUCCAGGACUGAAUAGCUUGUCAUAUGAGGAAUGUUUGAUGGCUCUGGGCCUUUAUUCACUAGAAUUCAGACGAAUGAGAGGUGACCAAAUUGAAAUCUAUUGAAUGGUGGAAAGCCUCAGAAUAGAGGAGCGUCCUUUUAGAAUGGAGAUAAGGAGGAAUUUCUUUAGCCAGAGAGUGGUGAAUCUGUGGAAUCCGUUGUCACAGACAUCUGUGGGGGCCAAGUCUUUACAUAUAUUUAAGGCAGAGGUUGAUAGAUUCUUGAUUGGUCAGGGCAUGGAGGGGUAAGCUGUCACAUUGGUAGACCUUGGGAUAUUAAGAGAUAGGUAAGGGAAAAAGAUGGAGGUAUACGUUAGGUGUAAACAGUAGAGAUCAUGAACUCCUUGAAGUGUGAAAGAGAUGAGGAUUACACUUAUGAAGGAAGUCAGGAGGGAAUAAGAAGAAAUCAUAUGUGAUAAAGGAAAAUCUUUAAAGACUCUAUAAGAAAGUUGGGGUGCUACUGUACUGUAGCAUUUAGUGUGACACUAUUAUGGCUCCGGGUGUUGGAGUUUAGAGUUCAGAGUUCAAUUCGGGUAAAGCCUAGGUAGUUCUAAGGUAGCGACAUGUUCGGCAGAUAUUCACACAUACAUAUAUACAUGUGGGUUUUGGUGAGGAGAGUGAGGGGUUUGGGAGGAAGAGGAGUGACGGGACGAGGAGUGGACUGAUGAGACGGUGAGCGUGGCGAAGUCACUGACUCAAUAUGGGACGGAGGCAAAGGGGCGAAAGUUCCUGUCACAAACUGGUGGCCGACAAGGAGAAGAUAAAGCCGGGGCGAAGAGUGAUGGGACGGGGAGAGAGGGGAAGUGAUGGGACGGGAGGGAGUGGUCUGAUUGGACAGGAUGGUGGGUGUGGGGAGUGAUGUUUUCUAUAGUGUGGGAUGAAUGGGUGGUGACAUUUCCUUCGCAAAUAAGACAAGCUGCA
Hypanus sabinus (Atlantic stingray) is the source of this 5410-nucleotide messenger RNA. Its product is annotated as NACHT, LRR and PYD domains-containing protein 3-like. Bases 1536 to 3836 code for a protein of 766 amino acids. Gene Ontology annotation, cellular component: cytoplasm. Gene Ontology annotation, molecular function: protein binding. The transcript is spliced from 7 exons. NCBI's taxonomy places the organism in Eukaryota, Metazoa, Chordata, Chondrichthyes, Myliobatiformes, Dasyatidae. The record is from RefSeq and is a predicted model, not a curated record.